This is a messenger RNA of Plasmodium berghei ANKA, 1989 nucleotides long. Its product is annotated as conserved protein, unknown function. The record is from RefSeq and is a predicted model, not a curated record. The transcript has a single exon. Bases 1 to 1989 code for a protein of 662 amino acids. Lineage: Eukaryota; Apicomplexa; Aconoidasida; Haemosporida; Plasmodiidae.
AUGCUAAGACCCAUUUACGUAAUUUUUGUGGAAUGUUUUAUUGCUCUAUCAGUUAUUUAUAUUGUCAAGUUUGAGCAGGUCAAAUGCCAAAAGGAUAUUCUUCCCUUUGAUAAAAUAUUUCCAAAAAUAGCUAGCUACUCAAAAAAAAAAAAAAUAUAUUUCUUUAUACCAAAUAGCUAUUCAACAAAAAUAAACAAUUUAUUUAAAAAAAACACGACUUUAGCAUUUCGAAAAAUAAACAAUACCUCUAUAAUAAUAAAUAAUAAUACUGUCGAUUUUUUUAAGAAUAAUAAUAAUUCCCCACUAUUUUUUAACCUAAAUCAAUUUCGCCUUUUCAAUAAUACCUUACAAAAUAAUGAAAAAGAAGAGAACCAAGAGUGUUUAAAUUCAGGCUUAGGUCAUAUUUCGAAAAAAAAACAAAAUGAUGUAAAUCUCGAAACCCGCCAAAAGUGGAAAAAACACUUGGAAGAUAAGCGAAGAAAAGAAAUCUUAAAACAUAUAAACAAUAUGACCAAAGAAAAAUCAAACGUAAAUGGAAAAAAUAAAAAAAAACAUAUCAUAAACAAAAGGAAUACUAAACAAACUAAUUAUCCUAUUGAAAAUGAUGCACACAUAGAAAAAGAAAAAAAAAGUCACCAAGAUGUUGAAGAAGAAGAUGAUUAUUAUGAGGACGAAGAAGAAGAUUAUUAUGAGGACGAAGAAGAAGAUUAUUAUGAGGACGAAGAAGAUGAAGAUGAAGAUUAUGAAGAAAGUUAUGAGGAUGAUGAAGAAAAUAUUUUUAAUCCUGAUAAACCAAAUGAAGUUCAUAAUACAAAAGAUAGUAAACGGAGAGAAGAAAACCAAUAUUGUAAACCACACGAAUAUAAUAUCCAUUCAAAUUAUACUAACUCACCAAUAAAUAAUAAUAUUAACAAUGCAUUUAUGCCAAAAAAAAAAAAUGACUUCCCAUUAUUUUUCCCAACAAAUAAUAAACAUUUUGAAAAAACGAAUAAUAAAUAUUUUGAUAAAAUAUGCAGUAUACCACCAAAUGAACUUAUAAAUUUAUUCUUUGAAAAUACACCAGAAAGGGUUAAAGAAGCUGUAAAAAAUAUUAUAUUUAACAUUAUUGGAAAUAUUCAAAAAUAUGCAUUGGAUAUAUCCGUUUUAAUUACUUAUGAUAAAAUAUAUAAUUUCCUUUUACAAAUACUUCUAACUGGUUAUAUGCUAAAAAAUGCUGAUUACAGAUUAAGUUUAAAUGAAUCCCUUUAUGACCAAAAUAAUCAAAAUAAUCAAAAAGAAAAUUCCAACUUUAAAAAAUAUUUUAAUACCAUUUUUUCUGAUAAUUUUAAGAAACCUGAAGAACUGUUAAAUUCAGACCAAUUAAUCAAUACACAAUCUGAUAAUAUUACAAAUUAUGAUGAAGAAAAAAAACAUGAAAAUAAUACACAAAACGAAAAUAACACCAUACAUAUCCCCGUAUAUGAACAAAAUAAAAAUAUAAAUACACAUGAAAACAAUAAUUAUCUUUCUGAAAAUGAUAACAAUAAUAAUUCAAAAAUUCACCAUAAUACAAAAACGGAUAUUGGAGAAGAGUUUUAUACAAAAUUCAAACAAGUCACCAAUGAAGACUUACCAAUAAUUAAUACGAAAAAUUAUAUUAUUUUUUUAAAAAAAAAAAUUAAUUCUUUAGAAAAUCAAUUGAAAGCAUUAAAAGAAAAUAAAACAUUUCAAAAUGAUGACUUGCUUUCAUAUAUCAAAUCUCUGACUGAUAUCCAAUUGCGUUCACUAACUGAUAAUAUAGGAACCGUGGUUUUGGAUGCAACAAAAAAAAUUGUAGAAUUAGUUAUACAAGGUAUGACAUUAAACGUUAACAAAAAUUUACCAAAUGAACUCAUAUAUACUAGUGGAUCAGUAUUAACGUACAUUUGCUUUUGGCAAUUGAUUGUUGGUUAUACAUUCAGAGAAAUGGAAAUAAGAGAUGAACUUGCAGAUUAUUUUAACACCCAUUAA